UGCGGAAGAAGAAGAUGAAUAAUGUAUAGAAUGAAUAUUGGUUAUAUCAGUUGUGUAGCCUCCUAAAGGAGUAUAUAUAGGGAAAAUCCGGGUCUGGACCUCUAAUAUAGGCCUGACAGACCCGGUUACAUAAAAUGACUAAUAAUACAAAAAACUAAUCUAGAACAUCUGAAUAAUAAUAAUGUACAAUAAUAUGAAUGAUAUCCGCUAAACGUGUGUGGGCCGCUGUCCAGGCCCAGUAAUCGGCAGACCGGGGGGUCAGAGUCCAUAUAUUCCAUCAGGAGUCCCCCACUCCCUGAGUCGAGAGUACUCGAGGCGAAAGGGAGUAGUCUAAACUGUAUCUGCAACGUUCUUCUGUCUUUGAUUUCUUCCUUUCCAUCCGGGGGCCACCACCCUUGUCCGUGAUGGGGAGGUGCCUCGUUAAAAACCUUUACUAGGAAAAAACCCUGUGGGAAAAAUCCUAAUAAAGGGAAAAAGAGUGCACCUAGCGCCCCCAUCAUGAAACAAGGAAGGUAAGUUCCCUCUGGCACAAUCAAUUUUGUCUAGCUCAGCUCCUCUUCAUCCGACUCAGCUUUCGUUCUUGCUCAUGCGUGAUAUUUUCUGCUCAUUUAGAAACUCUGACCUCUCAGUCCCCCAGUCCCCCACUCUUUGAGGCGAGUGGAGUCGAGGUGAAAAAGAGUAAAGUCAUCUUCGUACCUACACAUUUAGCAUGCAUAUAAAUUUUUUCUUGGGGUUUAUGUUUCCGAUUGGGAGUUCGUCAUUUGAAAAAAGUGGAAAUGUGAAUUGUUGAUGUAAUGAUAAAAUACUUAGUAGAGUGGGCGUGUGAGCCAUUCAUAUGCAACGGUCGCCACUCUUGGAAUGACUAAGACCGAUCUUCGUGCCUGAGGAGUCAGGGCUUUGUGCCUGAGGAGUGAGGGCUUUGUGUCUAAGGAGUCAGGGCGUUGUGCCUGAGGAGUCAGGGCUUUAAAUCCUAGUGAUGGGUCUCAACCCACAGUCUACUAGGCAUUUGAUCAUAAGUGCGUGAUAGUGUGACAUUCGCCCGAGAAAAAAAUGAUUUAAAUAAAUAUAAAUAAUAUGGUAUUUAAAGAAUACUUAUCUUUUCAUGGGCUGAAAUUAAUGGGCUGAGAAUUGGUAAGCUUUUGAUUGGACUCUCGUGGUUCUAAGAGUUUCGUGGGAUCAAUUUAGAUUCCUCUCUUCAUUUUGACUUGGUCAAACUGGCCAUCCAUCAUGUUGCUACAGUCCGCCAUCUUAUCUUAUCCGAAGCAGGCAACUUCCUCCUACACCAAGUCUUUUCAUGAGUAGAUUUCAUCACAACUUGACUGGCCAUCUUAUCCGAAGGCAGGCAGCUUCCUCCUACGCCAAGUCUUCUCAUGAGGAGAUUUCAUCACAGCUUCGCUGGUGGGUUUUAUCCGAUGUCGACGAAGAGAGGGGGGCAAAGGAAUGCUUGGGCAUUUGGAUCCACCGUCGCCGCUGCUCUCAGGGGGAUCUCCGACUCUUGCUGCAGAAGAGAGCGGCGGUAGAGAAAUCCGAAAAUGCAACUCCUUCGUCGUGGUGGAGCUUCACCGCCGGAAUGGGGCCGCUUCAGAGCCGGAGGUCGCGAGGCUGAGCAACUGCUUCUUAGACGUUUCUACUGCUGGGUGAGAGGCGUCGUCGGUGGAUGUCGCUGCUGCUAAGCGUGAAUUUUCCAACGACUGUGUGGCUCCGAUUGGGCUUUGCCGCUGGAUCUACAAUUUGGGUUGGGAACUGAGCUUCGUCCACCGUCGCUAGAACUGUACUCGCCAUUAAUGGCUGGCUCGCCAUUAAAAUAUCAUGUUUUUAUUUUUUAGUAACUAAAAUAAAAAAUUUAUUCUAAUAUUUUACAUUAUGAAAUCAAUAUAUAUAUAUAACUCUCUUAAGUUUUUUUUUUCUCAAGUACUACUUAAUAAAUAAGUAUAAGGACAUAAAAAUCCAAAUAAUAAAUAAAUUUAAAAAGUUAAUAUUAAUUAAAUUGAAGCUAUGAAAUAAAUGAUUAUAAUAUGAAAAAAAUUAAUGAAUUAUUUUGAUAUAAAUUUAAUAAUAAUAAAGCACCGUUUUCUCGUAUUUUGAUCAACUUCUUCAACAGAGGGGAUUUCGUUGUAUUUGUCUAUUUAAUUUGACACCACUCUAUUGUAUGGUUUUUCAAUUUAUGUAUUGCAUGUAUACUAUGGAUAUUUUUUGAAACAAUUUCCAAUGUAUGAUUUGCGACUUUUAAUAUGAAAUGUCCAUAGUAACUUUGACUCAGCUCACAGAAAAUAGUUUUAUAAUUAACGUUACAAUCAAGCGAAGUGGUUUUCGUAAUAAGGUGACACUUUUUCUAAUCACAACCUUCUUUUUCAAUUUUUGUAGUCAUGCAUUUAUCUUUGUGUUUUAGUCAAUGUUUUUGUUACCAUUUGUGCAGGAGGCUGAUUUUUUAUAUCAAAGUUAAAGUGGUGAAGAGUAUGGAGGUCGUACAGGAUGUUGGGCAAAAAAGAGAAUGGUUUCAGCACAUUAAAUCAAGAAGAGAUAAUUGAGGAAUUUGAGUCGUUGACAAAGGAUGCUGGGAAAGUACAAGAGGAGAUUCUAAAGAGGAUCCUUCGAGAGAACAAAGAGAUCGAAUAUCUGCGGCGGAAAUGCGGUCUUAACGGAAGAACAGACCUCGAGAGCUUCAAGGCGUGUGUUCCUCUUGUCAUCCACAAAGAUUUGGAGCCUUACAUUCAGCGGAUUGCUGAUGAUGCUUCCUCUCAUAUCCUCACCGCCAAACCCGUUACUGCCUUGUCUUUGAGCUCUGGAACCACUCAGGGGAAGCAAAAGUUUGUACCAUUCACUGAUGACAUGUUUCAUUGUGCAUUGUUUAUAUUUAAAGCCUCCUUUGCUUAUAGAAACAGAGAAUUCCCAAUUGGAAAUGGAAAAGUUUUGCAGUUCUUAUACAGUAGCAAGCAGCUGAAAAGCACCAAGAGUGGGUUACCAGCUGCCCCAAUAUCAGCUCAUGUGGUCAAUAACCUACAGUACAGCCAAAUGUUACAGGGAAUGAAGGCUCCCAGUUGCAGCCCAAGUGAAGUGAUCUACAGCCCUGAUUUUCACCAGUCAUUAUACUGUCACCUUCUUUGCGGACUCAUUUCUCGUGACCAAAUCCAUUUCAUAACCUCCGUGUUCGCUCACGGCAUUGUUCUUGCCUUUCGAACCCUCGAACAAGUGUGGGAAGAGUUGUGCACUGACAUUCGGGAAGGCGUUCUUUCGAGCCGUGUCACGAUCCCCUCCGUUCGGGAUGCCAUGUCAUCGAAGAUCCUCGUCGCACCCGACCCUGAGUUGGCGGGCACGAUCUAUGAGAAGUGCAAGGCACUGAUGGAGAAUGGGUGGUAUGGACUGAUCCCGGAGCUGUUUCCUAAUGCAAAGUAUAUUAGUUCAAUCUUCACUGGGACCAUGCAGCCUUAUGUGAAGAAGUUGAGGCAUUAUGGAGGGGAGAUGUUGCCUUUGAUGAGCUCAGAUUAUGGGGCUUCUGAAGGGUGGGUAGGGUUUAAUGUGAACCCUAAAGAUCCACCAGAGGUUGCUACCUUUGCAGUGGCCCCAAAUGUAGGGUACUUUGAAUUUAUUCCUUUGAAAGAUGGUUUGGAGUUUGAACCUGUUGGUUUGACCCAAGUCAAAGUUGGGGAGGACUAUGAAAUUGUUCUCACAAAUGGCACAGGAAUGUAUCGGUAUCGCCUGGGAGAUAUAGUGAAGGUGAAAGGCUUCCAUAACUGCACCCCACUGCUCCAAUUCGUUGGCAGGAAAAGUCUUAUCCUCAGUAUCGAUAUUGACAAGAACACAGAGGAAGAUCUCAUACUCUCUGUGGAAACAGCUGCAAAAAUCUUAAGCAGCAACCCAUCAUCCAAGAUUGAGUUACUUGACUUCACAAGCCAUGUCAACACAUCAUCAUAUCCAGGCCAUUACAUUAUCAUCUGGGAAUUGAGUGGGGAGGCAAUUGAUCAUCAAGUUCUGCAAGAAUGCUGCAACUGCUUGGACCUUUCUUUUGCAGAUGCUGGGUAUAAUGUCUCUAGAAGGGUCAAGACCAUUGGUCCGCUGGAGCUUCAGGUGGUGAGGAAAGGGACAUUCAACAAGGUUCUGAAUCACUUUGUAGGUAUGGGAGCUACUCCAAACCAGUUCAAGGCUCCAAAGUAUAUCCCAGAAACUAAUGAGGCAGUUAUUGGGAUAUUAAGAGACAAUGUGGCUAUGACUUUCUUUAGUACCGCAUAUCCUUGAAGUUGUAAUAGCCAGUGCCCCCGUGCUUGGCUCGAAAUAAAACACAAAACAUGGGAGUACUACCUUUUGUGGGACAUAAGUUUUAAAGUUUACUAUUCAUAUAGUCAAUGGAACAUAAUCUAUUCUUAAUA
This is a messenger RNA of Cuscuta europaea, 4364 nucleotides long. The record is from the annotation of a GenBank genome assembly. Lineage: Eukaryota; Viridiplantae; Streptophyta; Magnoliopsida; Solanales; Convolvulaceae.